GGUGACCGCGGCCGGGGCAGCGCGGGGGCGGGGCCUCGCGGCCGGGACCGGCGGGCGCGGCGCGCACACGCAGCGGGGCGGCCCGGAGCGACCCCUUCCCGGCCCCGCUCGCCAGCCUCUCUCCGCGGAGCGUCGGCGCCGCCCAUGGCCGAGGUGCUGGAGCCGGACCUGGCGACAGCCGAGCGCGCGGCGGCCCAGGCCGUGGAGACGCCGGGCUGGACGGCGCCGGAGGACGCGGGCCCGCAGCCCGGAAAUUACGAGGUCCGACAUUAUGGACCAGCCAAAUGGGUCAGCACUUCCGUUGAGUCUAUGGACUGGGAUUCAGCCAUCCAAACUGGUUUUACAAAGCUGAGCAGCUACGUUCAAGGCAAAAAUGAGAAAGAGAUGAAAAUAAAGAUGACAGCCCCUGUGACAAGCUACGUGGAGCCUGGUCCAGGCCCUUUUAGCGAGUCUACCAUUACCGUCUCCCUGUACCUCCCCUCUGAACAGCAACCUGAUCCGCCCCGGCCUUCAGAGUCAGAUGUCUUCAUUGAAGACAGAGCAGAAAUGACCGUGUUCGUACGGUCUUUCGAUGGAUUCUCUAGUGCUCAAAAGAAUCAAGAGCAGCUUUUGACCUUAGCAAGCAUGUUGAGGGAAGAAGGAAAAGUUUUCAACGAGAAGGUUUACUACACUGCAGGCUACAACAGCCCUUUCAAGUUGCUUGAUAGAAAUAAUGAAGUGUGGUUGAUCCAGAAAAAUGAACCCUCCAAAGAAACCGAAUGAAGGAAAAAAGGAAGUAUGAUUGCUGAGCAUAGACAUCAAGAGUACCUACACGUCAAACGCGGGUUCUAGUAUCUCUACCUGCGAGAACUACAAUGAAUUGAGCUGAUUUCCAAGGUGCCUUUUAAUGCUUGAAGCCUCAUCUAGAUACACAGGUAGCAGGGGACAGUUUUCUAGAAACAUGUGAGUCCGUCACAGCUCCGAAGGGGUCUAUUUCUAUGAGGUCCAGGAAGUGUCUUUUUGCUUCACCCUUCUUCACUGUAUCACAAUCGUGUUGCUGUUUUCCACUUGGCUUUGUGUCAUUUGGAUGUUAUCCCCUCUAGAUAUUAGCAAUAAAAAUGUUAAAGAGGUA
Hyaena hyaena (striped hyena) is the source of this 1111-nucleotide messenger RNA. RefSeq names its product heme binding protein 2 (gene HEBP2). Gene Ontology annotation, cellular component: cytoplasm. Bases 145 to 762 code for a protein of 205 amino acids. The transcript has 4 exons. NCBI's taxonomy places the organism in Eukaryota, Metazoa, Chordata, Mammalia, Carnivora, Hyaenidae. The record is from RefSeq and is a predicted model, not a curated record.